Pogona vitticeps (central bearded dragon) is the source of this 5127-nucleotide messenger RNA. RefSeq names its product DNA methyltransferase 1 (gene DNMT1). Gene Ontology annotation, molecular function: DNA binding; DNA (cytosine-5-)-methyltransferase activity; chromatin binding. The record is from RefSeq and is a predicted model, not a curated record. Gene Ontology annotation, biological process: DNA methylation-dependent constitutive heterochromatin formation; negative regulation of gene expression via chromosomal CpG island methylation. NCBI's taxonomy places the organism in Eukaryota, Metazoa, Chordata, Lepidosauria, Squamata, Agamidae. Gene Ontology annotation, cellular component: nucleus.
UCCUCCCUCCGCCUCCCUCCCUCCCCGGUGCGCGCGAAAUCGGUUCCCGUCGCCUCCCUGCCUGCUGUCUUGUUGGUCCCGAUGCCUGCCCGGGCCACCCCGUUGACCCCGGAGGAGCUACGCCGGCGGCUAAAAGACAUGGAGAGGGAUGAAGAUGGACUUGGAGAGAGGGAAUGUGUUAAGGAAAAGCUGAGUCUGAUACAUGGCUUCUUACAAGCAGACGUCCAGAAUCAGCUGAAAGACCUGGAGACUAAGUUACAUAAAGAGGAGCUUACUGAGGAACGGUACCUGGCCAAAGUGAAAGCCCUGCUCCACAAGGAACUUGCAUUAGAAAAUGGAGAUAACCUGGAGCUUGGCCAGAAAGCCAACGGCUGUGCAGAAAACGGUGCCUAUGGUAGUGAAGAGGAGCCAGAGAGCGCAGGCGGCAAGGGUGAAGAGGACAGCACCAUGGAGGUGGAAGAGGCAGCUUCGUCCUCCUGCUCAACGCCGUUGGCCUCGCCGUCAGCACAUAAAGCUCGCAGGGGCAGGAGGAGCAAGUCCAACAGUGAGAACAGAAAAACCCCAAACAGCUCAAGGAUCACCCGUAGUUCUGGCAGGCAGCCUACCAUCCUGACCAUGUUUUCCAAAGGGUCCAACAAACGCAAAUCUGGAGAGGUGAACGGGGAGCUGAAUCAAGAGGCUAAUGUCGAAAAUGAGGAGGAAGAGGAAGAGGAGCUGCCUGGAGAAAUGGAGCAAGAUGAGAAAAGAAUCAAAACGGAAACCAAAGAAGGGUCUGAGAUAAAAGAGGAAGCAACCCAGGUUAAAACUGUGCCACCUGUUAAAACAACCCCUCCCAAGUGUGCCGAAUGCCGACAGUACUUGGAUGACCCUGAGCUGAAGUUCUUCCAGGGAGAUCCUGAUGAUGCGCUGGAUGAACCAGAAAUGCUGACAGAUGAACGCUUGUCCAUUUUUGAUGCUAAUGAAGAUGGAUUUGAGAGUUACGAAGAUCUGCCGCAGCACAAAGUGACAUCCUUCAGUGUCUAUGAUCGGAAAGGUCACCUGUGCCCAUUCGAUACUGGCCUCAUAGAAAGGAACAUUGAACUGUACUUCAGUGGUGCUGUGAAGCCGAUCUAUGAUGAUAACCCUUGCCUGGAUGGUGGUGUCCGAGCCAGAAAGAUGGGCCCCAUCAACGCGUGGUGGAUUACGGGCUUUGACGGAGGGGAAAGGGCUUUGAUUGGCUUUACCACAGCUUUUGCAGAUUACAUCUUGAUGGAACCAAGUGAGGAGUAUGCCCCCAUCUUUGCCCUGAUGCAGGAGAAGAUCUACAUGAGCAAGAUUGUCGUUGAGUUCUUGCAAAACAACCCGGAUGUCAGUUAUGAGGACUUGCUGAAUAAAAUAGAGACCACUGUCCCUCCUGCUGGGUUGAAUUUCAACCGUUUCACAGAAGAUUCUCUCCUCCGGCAUGCCCAGUUUGUGGUGGAGCAAGUGGAAAGUUACGAUGAAGCUGGAGACAGUGAUGAGCCCCCAGUUCUCAUCACGCCUUGUAUGAGGGACCUGAUUAAGCUGGCAGGAGUCACACUGGGGAAAAGGCGUGCUGCAAGGAGGCAGGCCAUUAGGCAUCCCACCAAGAUUGACAAGGAUAAAGGCCCCACGAAGGCCACCACCACCAAGCUGGUCUACUUGAUCUUUGACACUUUCUUCUCAGAGCAAAUAGAGAAGACCGAAAAGGAGCAGGACAAAGAGAAUGCAAACAAGCGCAGGCGCUGCGGAGUCUGCGAGGUUUGCCAGCAGCCGGAAUGUGGCAAAUGCAAAGCCUGCCAGGAUAUGAUUAAGUUUGGUGGCAGUGGGAAGACCAAGCAAGCCUGCUUUCAUAGGAGAUGCCCCAACCUGGCUGUAAAAGAAGCUGACGAAGACGAAGAAGUUGAUGAUAACAUUCCUGAAAUACCCUCCCCGAAAAAGAUGUUGCAAGGAAGGAAGAAGAAGCAAAGCAAGAGCCGAAUUUCCUGGGUGGGGCAGCCUGUCAAGAGCGAUGGGAAGAAGGACUAUUACCAGAAGGUGUGCAUUGAUUCAGAGACCUUGCAAAUUGGCGACUGUGUUUCCGUCAGCCCCGAUGAUCCAACAAAGCCGCUCUAUCUGGCAAGGAUCACUGCCAUGUGGGAAGAUGUAAGCAGCAAUGAGCCCAUGUUCCAUGUUCACUGGUUCUACCGUGGUACCGACACUGUUCUGGGAGCAACAUCUGACCCCUUGGAACUCUUCUUGGUCGAUGAGUGUGAGGACAUGCAGCUGUCAUACAUCCACGGCAAAGUCCAUGUCAUCUAUAAGGCUCCCUCAGAGAACUGGUCCCUAGAAGGAGGACUGGAUGUGGAGAUAAAAAUGGUGGAAGAUGAUGGCAGGACCUAUUUCUACCAAAUGUGGUACGAUCAAGAAUAUGCCAGGUUUGAGACCCCACCCAAGACUCAGCCCACCGAAGACAACAAACACAAGUUCUGCAUGAGUUGCACUCGUUUGGAUGAGGUGAGGCAGAAGGAGAUCCCCAAAGUCAUUGAGCCCCAGGAGGAAUCGGAAGGGAAAAUGUUCUAUGGCAUGGCAAUGAAAAAUGGGGUGCAAUACCGAGUGGGAGACGGAGUUUUCCUCCUUCCAGAGGCCUUCCCGUUCAGCCUGAGGCUGGCCAGCCCUAUCAAGCGGCAGAAGAAAGAAGCAGUCAAUGAGGAGCUGUACCCUGAGCAUUACCGCAAGUCCUCGGACUACAUCAAAGGGAGCAACCAGGACGCUCCGGAGCCGUACCGGAUUGGCAGAAUCAAGGAAAUCUACUGUAACAUCCGCAGCAAUGGCAAGCCCAAUGAAGCAGAAAUCAAGCUGCGUGUCUACAAACUUUACCGGCCGGAGAACACCCACAAGUCCGUGAAGGCCAGCUACCAUGCCGAUAUCAACUUGCUCUACUGGAGUGACGAAGAGGCGACCGUAGAAUUCAAGGACGUGCAAGGCCGCUGCACUGUGGUGUACGGGGAGGACUUGACCGAAAACAUCCAGGACUACUCUGCCAGCGGUUCUGACCGUUUCUAUUUCCUAGAGGCAUAUAAUGCAAAAACAAAAAGCUUUGAAGACCCUCCAUAUCAUGCCCGUAGCUCUGGAAAUAAAGGAAAGGGGAAAGGAAAAGGAAAAGGUAAAAGCAAAGGGAAAUCUUCGGCCGCCUCUGAGCAUAGCGAGCAUGAAGCUGCUGACAUGAAGCCACCCAAACUGCGCACCCUCGACGUCUUCUCCGGCUGCGGAGGCUUGUCAGAAGGUUUCCACCAAGCCGAAGUCUCGGAGACACUGUGGGCCGUCGAGAUGUGGGAACCGGCGGCCCAGGCUUUCCGCCUGAACAACCCUGGCACCACGGUGUUCACGGAAGAUUGCAACGUCCUUCUCAAGCUGGUCAUGUCUGGGGAAAAGACCAACUCUCUGGGCCAGAAGCUGCCACAGAAGGGUGACGUGGAGAUGCUUUGCGGUGGGCCUCCGUGCCAAGGCUUCAGCGGGAUGAACCGCUUCAAUUCCCGCACCUACUCAAAGUUUAAGAACUCCCUGGUGGUCUCUUUCCUCAGCUACUGCGACUAUUACAGGCCGAGGUUUUUCCUGCUUGAGAACGUGAGGAACUUUGUCUCAUUCAAGCGCUCGAUGGUGUUGAAGCUCACUCUGCGAUGCCUUGUCCGGAUGGGAUACCAGUGCACUUUUGGGGUCCUGCAGGCUGGUCAGUACGGUGUGGCCCAGACACGCAGGAGAGCAAUUGUUUUGGCUGCCGCUCCUGGCGAGAAACUUCCCAUGUUCCCUGAACCCCUUCAUGUCUUUGCUCCCCGAGCCUGCCAGCUCAGCGUAGUGGUGGACGACAAGAAAUUUGUUAGCAAUAUCACAAGGACAUACUCAGGCCCAUUCCGAACCAUCACCGUCCGGGACACCAUGUCAGAUCUUCCUGAGAUCAGAAAUGGGGCAUCAGCACUUGAAAUCUCCUACAAUGGGGAACCCCAGUCCUGGUUCCAGAGGCAAAUCCGAGGCUCUCAGUAUCAGCCCAUCCUCAGAGAUCACAUCUGCAAGGAUAUGAGUGCACUGGUAGCUGCUCGGAUGAGGCACAUUCCACUUGCCCCUGGCUCUGACUGGCGUGAUCUGCCCAACAUUGAAGUACGCCUUUCAGAUGGGACAACCACCCGCCAGCUGCGCUAUACGCACCACGACAAGAAAAAUGGGCGGAGCAGUACAGGAGCCCUGCGGGGUGUCUGUUCCUGUGCUGAAGGCAAGCCAUGUGACCCUGCAGACCGGCAGUUCAACACCCUGAUUCCUUGGUGUUUGCCCCACACGGGGAAUCGGCACAACCACUGGGCUGGCCUGUAUGGGAGGUUAGAGUGGGACGGAUUCUUCAGUACAACAGUUACCAACCCUGAGCCCAUGGGGAAGCAGGGCCGUGUGCUUCACCCUGAGCAGCACCGGGUGGUAAGCGUGCGGGAGUGUGCCAGGUCCCAAGGCUUUCCUGAUACCUACAGGCUGUUUGGAAACGUUCUUGACAAACACAGACAGGUGGGCAAUGCUGUUCCUCCACCUCUGGCAAAAGCCAUCGGACUAGAGAUCAAAUCAUGUGUAUUGGCCAAAAUGAAAGAAGUUGCUACAGAUACCAUCAAACGGGAAAAAAUGGACACUUCAGAUUGAUUCGUCAAUAGCCCAUUGCCUGCUGCGCCUUGGUUCCAGCACCUGAACACCCAAACAUGCACUGAUUUAUUUUUAUUUCCAGUUCAUUUUCUUACCUUUGGACACACUGAACCUUGUUGGGAGGUUUUUGCUUGUUUCAGCAGGGGAUGGGGAAGAAUAUUUUUGUGUGUGUUACGUCUUUCUCUUCUUCUCUUUCUUCAAGCCCUGUAUUUGUGAGCCGUGUUUGUCUCUUUGGCUGACAUUCUGAACCUGUUUUGAUGUUCCAAACGACCAUUCUUCAAGUGAUCAACUGUGCAGUGCCUGCCACUUCAUCGCGUGUGCGUGUGUGUGUUUGGGGGGGGGAAGGGGUUGAAGAUGUUUUUACGAUGCAUUGUAUUGAAAUUUAAUCAACCACUUUAUACAAGUGGAAAUUAAUACUUUAUGUAGUUUUUAUAUGUUGUAAUAUUUCUUCAAAUAAAUCUCUCCUAUAAAUUA